GUCGCAGCUUCGCCCUUCUUGUCUCUGACCCCCAUCUCCCUCCGUUCUCGACCCUGUUCGUCUUUGUUUCGUCCUCAAGCAACGCGUUCGGUGUGAAUAUGGCUGCUGAGAGACGCGUCUACUUCGGCAAGAUGCCGAACGACAUUGACGAAGAUGACUUGCGCAAACACCUCUCUAUCUACGGACCAAUAGUAGACUUGACGUUGAGGACAGGCUUCGCGAUCGUAAAGUUCGAAUCAGACAAGGAUGCCCUGGACGUUGUCUCCGUGCUAGCUAAGCGUCGCUUUCUGGGGGCCGAACUUCACGUCUCGUUGUACGUUCCUCGCACAAAACUGCGGGACGUCGAACAUCCUCCGGCUCGCGAACCGCGUGGUCGGCAAGCGUUGCGAGAAUACUCGGCAUCCGUUGAUAGCAGGAACACGGUGGCGAUCACGUACCUCAACAGGGAAAUAUGCUGGCAGCAAUUGAAAGAUUUUGCACGGAGCGCUGGCCGUGUCGCCUACUGCGAGAUCGGUAAAAUGGGUAGACGUGUUGGGUUCGUCAAGUACGAGACCAAGCAAGAGGCGGACAACGCCAUUGACCAACUGGACGGCAAGGAAUUGAUGAAUUGUCGUGUGCGCAUCGUUUCGCUGGAUGAAUAUGCCACUCGCGUCCGUGAAACCGAACCUCUGCUGCAGGCUGGUAGGAUGCGGUCGCCCGCAGCACAGUCUACAGUGAAGCAAGAGCGAAUAUCACCCCAUGGCACUCGCGUCGCGCGCCGCGAGGACAGUCGUGGAAGGAGCCCCGCAAGGCGCAUCACUUGUCGUUCGGGUGACCCUAGAACAGAUAGGGACAUGCAGAUAGCGUUCGAGGAGCAAGUCGAUCCUGUGGAACCUGGCGAACUGGCCGAGAAUAACAAAGAGAACGAGACACCGGGCACCGGCAACGUCGAGGCCUCCCCUGUAUGGUAGUGAGACUGCCAUGGCGGUAUGGAUCCUGGCAGUGCUUACGGGACACGAUACUUCAUGGACGAUAUGCGGAUCAGAAGGCCGCACAAACUGUACGUGUUCAUGAAACCGCAGGCGAAGAGGUUCCCGA
Molecule: messenger RNA, 1077 nt
Organism: Rhodofomes roseus
Lineage: Eukaryota; Fungi; Basidiomycota; Agaricomycetes; Polyporales; Fomitopsidaceae
Exons: 11
Coding region: 99-950 (283 amino acids)
Cellular component (GO): cytoplasm; nucleus; ribonucleoprotein complex
Molecular function (GO): mRNA binding
Source: RefSeq, a predicted model, not a curated record